Molecule: messenger RNA, 357 nt
Organism: Metarhizium acridum CQMa 102
Lineage: Eukaryota; Fungi; Ascomycota; Sordariomycetes; Hypocreales; Clavicipitaceae
Biological process (GO): protein folding
Cellular component (GO): cytoplasm; prefoldin complex
Molecular function (GO): protein folding chaperone
Source: RefSeq, a predicted model, not a curated record
AUGUCUAUCCCGAAUGAGGCUCUUCACAAGCUUGCUCGCGAAAUCGAGACCCAGGCAGUGGCUGCACAACAACAAAUUGGCCUGGCACGUACUCAAAUGGCUGCAAAGCAGCGCGAGCAACGCUUGGUUAGCCUAACCCUUGGCGAACUGGCGAGCCUUCCAGAGGAGGCGGUAGUUUACGAAGGCGUCGGCAAGAUGUUCGCGUCACUUCCCCUACCAGUUUUACGACAGAAGCUGGAGGGUCAAACGAAGGAUUUGGAUUCUGAUGUGGAAAAGCUUAACCAGCGUCUUCUAUAUCUUGAAACCACGCACAAAAACAGCCGCGAGCACAUUGAACAGAUGCUCCGCGGUCGCUGA